Messenger RNA from Oikopleura dioica, 915 nucleotides. Lineage: Eukaryota; Metazoa; Chordata; Appendicularia; Copelata; Oikopleuridae. The record is from the annotation of a GenBank genome assembly.
AUGCUCGUUGUCGUCGGCAGUUAUGAGCAAAUGCUGCUCGGAUAUAAUAUAAGCCAGGAAAAAGGCGGAUUCAAACACGACUCGGCAUUCACAGACCAUUCGCAUUCGGGUUGCAUCAAAACGAUCACUUCCUCCCCGCGAAUCCUGGCAUCUGGUUCCACCGACGAGAGAAUAUGCCUGUUUGAUAUUGAAGAAGGCAAGGAAGAGGGUAUUCUCUGCGGACACGAAGGCACAGUCACGAGAUUGGCCAUUUACAAAGAGCAUCUAAUCAGUGCUGCAGAAGAUGGAACGGUCAGAAUGUGGUCACUAGAAGAUUGGGAAGAAAUCAAAGCGCUAAAGCAUCCCUGUGCCGUGCGGGACUUUUCCGCCGACCCAAGCGGCAAAUUACUCCUGACGAUUGCAAACGACAAAACCCUCAGAGCCUGGGAUCUGACAAAGGGCCGCGCCGCCUUCACGAAAUCCUUCAGAGAGCAGCCAGAAAGAGUGCUCUGGGGACCAGAUGGAAAAAGAUACGCCCUUCAAACUGGGGCCAGUAGAUGCUUGAUUCAGACUCUGGAAGAGUCCAAAGAAAAGAUUCAGAUUGAUACAAAGGAUCGAAUCAUGGAAGUCAAGUUUUUCAGUGAGAACGAAGUAGCAAUCGGCCUCUCCAGCGGACGCGUCGAAAUCUGGAGAAUAGAAAAAGGCAACAACAACAGAGACGUCGGAGUCAAGCAGUCGGACUUCUCCGCCCACUCGACGAGAAUCAAGGGAAUGGACAUUUGCAGAGGGAUACUCUUUACCGGCGACUCCAGCGGUGUCGUCUCGGCCUGGAACGACAAGGGCGAGAAGAUGAUGCAGUUCGAAACGAAUGCUAGAAUCACGUGUUUGACCGUUUCAGGAAGCGGACUGAUCGAUUUCGCGGAAGUUCAAGUUUGA